This is a messenger RNA of Corticium candelabrum, 965 nucleotides long. RefSeq names its product exosome complex component RRP42-like. Gene Ontology annotation, molecular function: mRNA 3'-UTR AU-rich region binding. Lineage: Eukaryota; Metazoa; Porifera; Homoscleromorpha; Homosclerophorida; Plakinidae. Gene Ontology annotation, biological process: nuclear polyadenylation-dependent mRNA catabolic process; U4 snRNA 3'-end processing; TRAMP-dependent tRNA surveillance pathway. Gene Ontology annotation, cellular component: cytoplasmic exosome (RNase complex); nuclear exosome (RNase complex). The coding region runs from base 7 to 885 and encodes 292 amino acids. The transcript has 6 exons. The record is from RefSeq and is a predicted model, not a curated record.
UGAACGAUGUUUGCAGUGUUGCUAUCGGAGCAAGAGAAGCGAUUCAUUGCUCAAGGAAUAGAGAAAAAUGUUCGUGAGGACGGAAGGUCGUGUAGAGACAUGAGACACAUAACUGUGACGACAGGAGACGUAUCGAGCACGAGCGGCUCGUCCAGACUUCAAAUGAAUGGAAAUGACGUUGUCGUUGGCGUGAAGGCUGAGAUCGGACAACCGAAUUCGACGUCACGUGACAAGGGGAUUAUCAAGUUUUCUGUUGAUUGUUCUGCAGUUGCAUCUCCGGAAUUCGAAGGGCGCGGUGCCGAUGACGUAUCCAACACGAUAUCCCAUACUCUAUCUCAGCUCUAUAACCACCCGUCCGCUCUUGACUUGGCAUCACUAUGCAUAGUACCCGACGAACAAUGCUGGAUACUUUACGUCGACGCUCUGGUUCUUCAACAUGGAGGUAACAUGGUUGACGCACUGUCUUUCGCUACUCUAGCAGCUCUGACUAACACAAGAAUACCAUCGCUUCAUGUCAAUAGAGGGGAGGAUGGAGAAGCGGUUGAGAUCGAGGUGUCUGAUGACCCUAGUGAUUGCCAUCCACUUGACUUGUCGGGAGUGCCCGUUACAGUCACACUUUCUAAAAUCGGCAGCUCAUGUGUCGUCGACACGACAGCCAAAGAAGAGAUGUGUACCGACGCUUCGCUGGUCGUAGGAAUUAACAGGAAUGGCCGAGUGUGUUCUCUGCAAAAGACUGGAAGUGGCACCUUGUCGCUUGUUCUAAUGACUGACAUGAUCGAGACUGCCAAAACGAUCGGAUCCAAAGUCAUAUCGAGUAUUGAAACAGUGGCAAGUCGUAGUCGUAAAGAAAGUGCAGACACGGAUGUUUCAUUUCUAGUCUCUUGAGUCCCUUGAUUUCAUUUUUUGAUUAUUGAUUGAAAUUGUUUUGGUUAUACCAAAAAUAGGAAUAAAAUUUAGGAAACCAA